GGGAAAAUGGGUGAUGGGCAUCGAGGAAGGAACUUGUUGAGGAGAGCUCUGGGUGUCGUAUGUAAACCAAUUUGACAAUAAAUUAUAUGAAAAACAAUAUAGAUAUAUGAAACUAAUUCCAGCUGUAUUGUAUUUAAAUGGAAGAAAAUGGCAUAAUUUCUGGAAGAGAAGGCUGUAGAAUUUCAAUCAUAUGAAAAUAAAACUUCAUUUAUCCAUUCAGUCCUUCAACAAAUAUUUAGCGAGCAUUUCCUAAAUGUUGCCAAGGACUAUUUUACACAGUAGGUACUUCAAAAACAAUAUAAACUGGGGCGCUUGGGUGGCUCAAUCACUUAAGCAUCCAACGUUGGCUCAGUUCAUGAUCUCAAGGCUGAUGAGUUCUAGCCCCGCGUUGGGCUCUGUUGACAGCUCAGAGCCUGGAGCCUGCUUUGGAUUCUGUGUCUCCCUCUCCCUCUGCCCCUCCUCUGCUCACAGUCUAGCUCUCUCUGUCUCAAAAAAACCAAAUAUUGAAAAAAAUUAAAGAAGAAAAAUGAAGAGCCGCUUACACAAGGAGGUCUACAAAGGUACGUGACACAUAAGAAAUAACGUCCAACCUCAUUAGACAAAUGUCAACAACCAGAUACUCUUUUGCUUUGGUCUCUGCGACUGCCAGAGCUUCAGAGAAAGCUGGCAGAAAGAAAACAUAUUUCUGAGUACAUGUUUGCAUAAUUCCGUGCUGUGAAACUCAUCAAAACAAAUGAAAAGAACCCAAACUGGAAAAGGAAACUCCAACCAGCUCCUUCUGGAAGGACCCGAGGUCGAUUACACGUGUCCCCACCCCCUCUGGAGGGCACAGUUUUGACAAAAUAGAAAAAUGAUUUCUGGAGGAUUCCAGUGAAAAAUCCUUAACUUGGUCCAUUCUGGACUCUUGGAAGUCACAAGUGCAGUGGGACAGUGACAUGCGAGGAGAGGAGGUGUCACAGGGGCCUGCUUACAUCGAGGGCCCACCUGAGCUCAGUGCACGCUACGUGGAAUUGGAAGUGAGUCCGGUUGUUGUCUGGACCGGUCCCCAUCAUUCACUCGACACACGUUUCUGAACCCUGGCUUGUACAUGUGUUCCUGGGUGAAAGGAAGGACAUUUGGGUUAGCAACGGGGAGGCCCAGGGGGGUUGCCUUAACUGUAAGCAAUAACGGGUUCUUCCACGUAGCAGAUGUAUGGGCCUUGAGCCACACAACUCACGAAACCAAGUUGGCACUGAGAAGGUUCUUUUUCUCUGCAGGCACUCGGGGCUAAGCGUCCAGGCAGGCGCCCUCUGGCAUCUUGGCUUGUCCCUGGCUGAGACAGGAGCUUCGGUGAACACUGGUGGCCUGUGGUCUCCUGGGUGGAGUAGAUUCACGGCCUGUGCUGGCCAGAGCCCAGGAGGUGGUUUUGGCAGCUUCCUGUAGCCAGCAGGUGCUUAGAGCUGAGGAGCUAGCCUGCAGCAUCUAUGUGGGGCUGCAGCUCACUGCUUGCUGCCCCCACCCCUGCCAGCCUGGGCCCCGACAGCCCCCUCCUCCCGUUCGCUCUCGUCUCUCCUCCCCCCCCACUCGCCCUGUCCACCUCUGUGUUUUCCAUACUGUUAUAGUUUCCUUUUCAAACAUGAAUCUUUAAUCCAGGCAGAAUUUUUUUUUUUUUAAACUAUGUGUGCAAUGAAACACAGAUUCGCUGAUUUGCUGAGCUGCCUCUAGGCUGCAGGCACUGUUGUGGCAUUUUAAGAAGAUUUUUCUGUGCACUGAACCUCAGAUAUCUUAUAUCUAAUAACACAAGACACCAGGUUUCCCAAAUUCCUCUAUUUUAGGAAACGGGAGGAUGGCUUGCUAGACUGAGCUCAUUUAAAAAAUGUUAUUUAAUGCUUGUUCAUUUUUGAGAGAGAGCAUGAGUGGGGGAGGGGCAGAAAGAGAGGGAGACACAGAAUCCGAAGCAGGCUCUCGGCUCCACGCUGUCAGAAAAUUUUUUUUAAUGUUUUUAUUCAUUUUUUCAGAGACAGGGUGUGAGUGGGGGGAGGAGCAGAGAGAGAGAGAGAGGGAGACACAGAAUCCGAAGCAGGCUCUAGCCUCCGUGCUGUCAGCACAGAGCCCGACUCAGGGCUCGAACUCACAAACCACGAGAUCAUGACCUGGGCCGAAGUCGGACACUUACCCGAUUGAGCCACCCAGGCGCCCCUAGACUGAGCUCAUUUUUAUAAAACUGUGCUGAAUUUUCUCAUCUCCUGGACUUUGUAAUCCAAAUAUGUACUCUCCCACAAUCCGAAUCCGAAUUCUCCUCAUUCCUUUCAUUUUUUUGGAGCACUUCAGAAUCCGGGUGCACCAUCCUUACACAUCCUUCUGCCAGGUAAUCUGCUCUACGUAGAGCUCAUCUGAAGCGAGCACUCCCCUUGCCUCAUUCCUUUCUCUGCGGCUCGCUCUUGGGGCUUCUAAGCUCGGUGACCUACAUGUGACCCACAUAGCUGUGGUCAGUUCACAGCAGCCUCUGAUGUCACGGCAGCACACGUUGAAGACCCAGGCUCCCAAGGCCUGGCGCAAGCGCUGGUUCGUCCUCCGGCGGGGCCGCAUGAGCGGCAGCCCGGACGUCUUGGAGUACUACAGGACCAAGCACUCGAGCAAGCCCAUCCGUGUGAUCGACCUCAGCGAGUGUGCAGUGUGCAAGCACGUGGGCCCUGGCUUCGUCCGGAAGGAAUUUCAGAAUAACUUCGUGUUCAUUGUCAAGACCGCUUUGCGUACAUUCUAUCUGGUGGCUAAGACCGAAGUAGAAAUGCUGGUGUGGGUGUACAGCAUCAGUCAGGUCUGCAACUUCGGCCAACUGGAGGAUGGUGCGGAUUCUGUGGACAGCUUCUCGCGCAUGCCCCCAUCCCUGCAGCCAGCCCCUGCCAGCUUCCUGCCCGCGGCCCACGCCGUCAGCUCCUCCUUGCCGAGUGACAACCUGAGCACCAACACCGGUGCCACUGAGGAAAGCAGGAGUGAGUCCGAGUCUCUCUCCCUUCCUGAUUAUCUGAUUCUGUCCGACUGUGAGACCGGAAGACCACGUCACACCAGUCUACCCACCAGAUGUGAUAGCUGGUCAAACUCAGACCGCUCGUUGGAACAGAGUUCAUUUGAUGACGUUUUUGUUGACUGCCUGCAGCCCGCGCUCCCCAGUAACUUGGUCCACCCCUCACGCCAUGGGAAUGGAUCUCAGAAGGUGCCUUCCACGAAGCCUCAGGCUGCCCUGAUAUGGAGUAGAGAUAUCAAUGGGCCAGCCAAGGACCACUUCUCUUCAGCAUUGCUGGAAACUUCCUUAAAUCCCACCGUUCAGGUAGAUAAAAACCAAGGUUCCUUGCCCUGUGUGGUAAAAGAACCAGACAUUAUGUCCAACGUGCCACCGCCCCGCCCCCCUAAGCCAAGCCAUCUCUCUGAACGGCACCAAGAAGAACAGGUCGUGUGGAGUGGGCAUGGCGGCAUCAAGAAGCCAGAGUGCACUAUGGCAGCGAGAAGAAUCUCUCUCUCUGGUUUAGAUAGCAUGAGAACCUGGAAAGCUGAUGUAGAAGGCCAAUCCUUAAAACACCGAGACAAGCGGCUUAGUUUAAAUUUGCCAUGCGGGUUCUCCCCGGUGUACCCCACAGCUUCAGCCAGUGCCGAAGAUGGCUACGUGCCCAUGGGCCCACAGGUGGCCACCUCUGCUCUUAGAACCCACUGCAGCCAUGAUGACUACAUCCCCAUGAGCCCAGGGAGCAUCUCAAGCCCGCUGCCUGAGCUACCUGCAGACAUGGAGCCUCCCCCAGUGAAUAGAGAUCUCAAGCCUCAGAGGAAACCACGGCCACCCCCGCUGGACCUGAGCCACCUGUCCACCAUCCGGGAACACACAUCUCUAACCAGGACCCGCACUGUGCCUUGCAAUCGAACCAGAUUUCUCUCUCCAGAAAGAAAUGGUAUUAAUUCUGCAAGAUUUUUUGCCAAUUCUGUUUCCAGAGAAGAGGAAGAAAGCUACAUCCACAUGAAUCGCAGGACGGCCAAGUCCCUAAGCAGUGGUGCUCUGACCUGGACAAAGAAAUUCAGCCUGGACUAUUUAGCGCUGGACUUCAAUUCUGCGUCACCAGCCCCUAUACAGCAGAAACUCUUCCUUUCAGAAGAGCAAAGAGUGGACUAUGUCCAAGUGGAUGAACAGAAGACACAAGCCCUCCAGAGCACGAAGCAGGAGUGGACGGAUGAGAGGCAAUCGAAAGCGUGAGAUACAUGCUUGGGCCAUGUGUGGGGCAAGGAAGCCUGCGGCUUGCUCUGGGCGUCUUUUGCCAGGGUUGCAGUGAUGGUCCAUGCAGGCCAGGAAUCAGAGAGAGUAUGUCACUUCCGCGGACUCGGC
Acinonyx jubatus (cheetah) is the source of this 4348-nucleotide messenger RNA. It is a transcript of the gene GAB3, whose product is annotated as GRB2 associated binding protein 3. NCBI's taxonomy places the organism in Eukaryota, Metazoa, Chordata, Mammalia, Carnivora, Felidae. Bases 2489 to 4219 code for a protein of 576 amino acids. The record is from RefSeq and is a predicted model, not a curated record. The transcript has 10 exons.